AUGGACUCGGACGAUGAUAUGAUCUCAAUCUCCAGCGAAGACGAUGUCUUGCAGGAUGAAAGCGACAACUCUGCCGAUGAUGGCUUCGACUUCGAGGAGGAACCCGACACCGAGCUGCCCGGCCAGAGCGACUUCAGUCCCAAGAAGAAAGUCUCCUACGACUUGACGUACAAGGUCUACGAGCCCCAAGACAUCCAGAAGCAGCAAGACGACCUGAUCGAUGAGGUGAACAUGAUCCUCGAACUGUCAAAAGAGGACGCAGCCAUACUGCUUCGCUACUUUCGCUGGAACAAGGAGAGACUGAUCGACGACUACAUGGACAAGCCGAGGAAAGUCCUCGAGGCUGCUGGGCUCGUGACUGGUCCUCAUUCCGGCCCACAGCUCGAGGUUAGGCCGGGCUUCAUGUGCGAGAUCUGCUGCGAGGAUGACGACGACCUUCAGACGUUCGCAAUGAAGUGUGGCCACCGCUAUUGUGUGGAAUGCUAUCAACACUACUUGACACAAAAGAUUCGGGAGGAGGGCGAGGCUGCACGGAUACAGUGCCCCUCGGACGGUUGCCACCGCAUCCUCGACGCCCGUUCUCUGGACCUUCUGGUCGCCCGGGACCUGCAGUACCGCUACCGACAGCUUCUUAACAGGACUUACGUGGAGGACAGCAAUACCCUGAAGUGGUGCCCUGCUCCAGAUUGCGAAAAUGCCAUAAAUUGUGGCAUCAAGAAGAAAGACCUUGACAAGGUCGUCCCUACUGUUGCCUGCUCUUGCGGCCACCGCUUCUGUUUUGGCUGCAUCCUCAACGACCACCAGCCUGCACCGUGCGAGCUGGUAAAGAGGUGGCUGAAGAAGUGUGCUGACGACAGCGAGACUGCCAACUGGAUCUCGGCCAACACUAAGGAGUGUCCCAAAUGCAACUCAACGAUCGAGAAAAACGGCGGAUGCAACCACAUGACAUGUAGGAAGUGCAAGUAUGAAUUCUGUUGGAUGUGCAUGGGACUAUGGUCGGAGCAUGGCACCAGCUGGUACAACUGUAAUCGGUUCGAGGAGAAGAGCGGCACCGAUGCACGCGACGCUCAGGCUAAAUCUCGUGUGUCUCUCGAGAGGUACCUGCACUACUACAAUCGGUACGCCAACCAUGAGCAAUCCGCUCGUCUGGACAAGGACAUAUAUCAGAAGACGGAAAAGAAGAUGAUCCAAUUACAAACGGCCUCAGGCAUGUCUUGGAUCGAGGUGCAAUACCUCAACUCGGCGUCACAAGCUCUUCAGACCUGCCGGCAAACGCUCAAGUGGACAUAUGCCUUUGCGUUCUACCUCGCCCGCAACAACCUGACCGAAAUCUUCGAAGACAACCAGAAAGACCUAGAGAUGGCAGUCGAGGCUUUGUCGGAGAUGUUCGAGAAGCCUAUUCCUGAGCUGUCCGACCCGAAGUUGAAGGUCGAGAUAAUGGACAAGACGGCAUACUGUAACAAGAGACGGGUCAUUCUUCUAGAGGACACUGCUGAAAACCUUGCAAAUGGCAAGUGGAAAUUCAACGUCGACCUUCACAGCCCCGGGGCCGCAACGGCCAGCAACAGCGCUCAGCGAUAG
This is a messenger RNA of Diaporthe amygdali, 1581 nucleotides long. Its product is annotated as ibr domain-containing protein. Gene Ontology annotation, biological process: protein polyubiquitination; positive regulation of proteasomal ubiquitin-dependent protein catabolic process; ubiquitin-dependent protein catabolic process. Gene Ontology annotation, molecular function: ubiquitin protein ligase activity; ubiquitin conjugating enzyme binding; zinc ion binding. NCBI's taxonomy places the organism in Eukaryota, Fungi, Ascomycota, Sordariomycetes, Diaporthales, Diaporthaceae. The transcript is spliced from 3 exons. The record is from RefSeq and is a predicted model, not a curated record. Gene Ontology annotation, cellular component: ubiquitin ligase complex; cytoplasm. Bases 1 to 1581 code for a protein of 526 amino acids.